Molecule: messenger RNA, 2127 nt
Organism: Penicillium samsonianum
Lineage: Eukaryota; Fungi; Ascomycota; Eurotiomycetes; Eurotiales; Aspergillaceae
Exons: 3
Coding region: 1-2127 (708 amino acids)
Biological process (GO): transport along microtubule
Cellular component (GO): cytoplasmic dynein complex
Molecular function (GO): dynein heavy chain binding; dynein light chain binding
Source: RefSeq, a predicted model, not a curated record
AUGUCGAUGCAGCAGCGCAAAGAUGAGAUCCUCGCGAAGCGGGCCAAGCUUGCCGAGCUCAAAAAGCAGCGCGAGCUGCGCCAGAAGGAAUUCACCUCCCGAACCAGUGUUGGGGAUGCUUCAGAGAUUAUCUCACCAAUACCAAGCCGCACAGAUAAUAGACACGACCUCGAUGACUUGAUCUCUCGCUUGGUCGACCGCCCAGCGUCGGCCUCCCUCAGCCACGGCGCCGAUAGCCAGUCGCGGAGAGGAAGUCGACCAACCUCCGUGUUGAGCGCAAGCCAAUUAAGUGGGGAGAAUGCAGAUACAUAUGCAGCUCCAUUGCGACCACAAUCUCAGUCCAUUGCCGUCCAGACAACAGAUGAACCUUGGAUUUCCUCUGCAACGGAAGCCCCGCAGCCCCCUGAACUUGAACCCGAAUACAAAUCCACACCCAAACCGGAAGUUGUCACCUAUAGCAAGGCCGUGCAAACAGACGGACUAGAUUUCCAGCCCGAGACUCCUGAAGAGUCUGUCGCUUCGGACGAUGAGGAGUCACCCGGUACUACGCGGUCGAGCAAGCGCCUCAGUAGACGAGACCGGGAGCGAGACGAGGAAAUCCGACAGAAGCUUCGCAAGGAAAUUGAGGACGAGCUUCAAGCUACCAAUCAGGCCGAUAAUAAUGAGAACACAGCUGCACAGUCCGCAAAGCUGCGGUAUCCUCUACGCAAACUCGAUGACGACGAACUGAAGGCAGUCACAUCGUCGAACGAUUUCUUGGACUUUGUGGAGCGCUCUUCCAAGGUUAUCGAGCGAGCUUUGGACGAAGACUACGAUGUACUGGCAGACUAUGAGCUGGGUGGAACUGAUGGGCAUCUGCAAGAAGAUGAGGAGACUGGCAAGAAAAGGAGAGGAAUGCAAGAGGUGUGCCAUUUCUGGGACGAACGAUGGAGCAAGAAUCGCAUUAUCAGUGAUCUAAGCUUCUCUCCUAAGGCAAGCUUUCUACUUCCAAUAAAUUUCCCUGAACUGUUGCUUGCAUCAUACACCAAGAAUACUUCCGCUCCUCACGAACCCGAUGGUCUUGUUCAGAUCUGGAAUCAGCACUUGCAAACUCGUCCGGAAUAUGUGUUCCACUCAACAUCCGAUAUCCUUACCGCAAAAUUCUCUCCCUACCAUCCAAACCUUGUUGUUGGAGGCUCCUAUUCGGGACAGGUGCUCGUAUGGGACACUCGUUCCUCACGCGCCGGUGGAGGCUCUCCAGUACAAAAGACCCCCCUAUCAGGCGGCGGACACGCCCAUCCCGUUUACAGCAUCUCAAUUGUCGGCACACAAAAUGCACACAAUAUUAUGACCGCCUCCACGGACGGUGUGGUCUGUGGUUGGACGAUGGAUAUGCUCUCUUACCCACAAGAUCGUGUGGAACUGACUACACCUCCCCCAUCUAAGACCGAGGAUCUUGCUCCAACCACCAUGUCAUUCCCUCACACUGAUCCUACGUUCUUCAUCGUCGGUACUGAAGAGGGAGUCAUCUACCCGUGCCACCGGUACGAUCGGGCCGGAGCCAAGUCUGGCACAGACCACCGCCUAGCCUACAAGGGACAUACUGCACCAAUCAUGUCUACCGCAUUCCACCCCGGUCGUGGACCCGUAGACCUUGGCGAUCUUAUGCUGAGCUCCAGUCUGGACUGGAGCGUGAAGCUCUGGCGUGUGCGGCCACCUGCGACGACCGCCUCUGCCACAUCUGGUAUGGCCCAAUCCCAAGUCGUCUCACCCAUUCUCGACAUUACCCGUGACGAUGUUGUCUACGAUGCUCGCUGGCACCCAACCCGACCUGGUGUGUUCUCUCUCGUCGACGGUGCCGGCAACGUCGAAGUCUGGGACCUCGCUUCAGAUACUGAAGUGCCAGUCGCGCGUGAGGUUGUCGACAAUACCCAUGGCAACAUCAUGUCCCGAAGCCUUAACAAGGUUGCGUGGGACGAGCGUGAAGGACGCCGUCUGGCAACUGGUGGCCUCAAUGGUGUUGUUACAGUCUUUGAAGUUGGAAAGGGUCUCUGUGGACUGCCGGAAGAAGUGCCGGCGGACGAGUGGACGGGAAUGAAGCGGCUCGUGGGAAAGCUGGAGCAGAAAGACAAGGAUCGGGUGGCUUAG